AUGACUGAAUCCAAGAGACAUGUGUUGAUGAUUGAUAAUUAUGAUUCCUUUACUUGGAAUUUAUAUCAAUUUUUACACCAAUCACCAAAAUGUGGUAAAGUUGACGUUUACCGUAAUGACAAAAUUGACAUCCCAACUAUUGAAAAACUUAAUCCUGAUAUCAUCUUUAUAUCUCCGGGUCCAGGACAUCCAUUAACUGAUUCUGGUGUUUCCAGUGAUGUAAUCCGUCAUUUUUCUGGUAAAUUACCUAUAUUCGGGGUUUGUAUGGGUCAAGAAUGUAUCUUUGAUGUCUUUGGAGGUGAUGUGUCAUAUGCUGGGGAAAUUGUUCAUGGUAAGACUACUACAAUUAGUCAUGAUGGUAAGGGAUUCUUUGAAAAUGUUCCUCAAUCGGUUGCAGUUACCAGAUAUCAUUCUUUAGCUGGUUCUCAAAAAACUUUGCCUGAGUGUUUAGAAGUUACCGCCAUGACUGAAACUUCACCAAAGGUUAUCAUGGGUGUUAGACACAAGAAAUAUACUAUUGAAGGUGUGCAAUUCCAUCCUGAAUCUAUUUUAACUGAAUGUGGACAAUUAAUGAUUGACAACUUGUUGGGUGUCCAUGGAGGAACUUGGGAAGAAAAUGAUGCUAUAACAAAAGGAAAUAAUAUAAGCAAGUCUGAAAAUAUCUUGACUAAGAUUUACAAGCAAAGACAAUUGGAUUAUCAAGAAAUUGAAAAGUUACCGGGUAAGUCCUUUGAGCAAUUGGAAACAGAGUUAUCCUUGGGUGUUGCUCCACCAGCAAUUAAUUUUUAUGAUCGUCUUAAAUACACCCAAAACAAGAAACAAACACCAAUAUUGUCUGAAUUUAAAAGAGCUUCUCCCUCAAAAGGUAAUAUUAAUAUCAAUGCACAUCCAGGUGUCCAAGCAUUAACCUACGCUAAUAACGGAUGUUCGACAAUUUCCGUAUUGACUGAACCAAAUUGGUUCAAGGGUUCAUUGCAUGAUUUAACUUUAAUUCGUAAAGUUAUUGACAAACCGGACAGUGAAACUUACAAGAGACCAGCUGUUUUAAGAAAGGAAUUUAUAUUCUCAAAGUAUCAAAUUUUAGAAGCAAGAUUGGCUGGUGCAGACACCGUUUUAUUAAUUGUUAAAAUGUUGGAAGAUGAACAGUUAUUACAAGAAUUGUACGAAUACUCGUUGUCUUUAGGAAUGGUUCCAUUAGUUGAAGUUAACAAUUCUACUGAAUUAAGCCAAGCAUUGAAGUUAACUAACAAUGGUAACACGAACGACCCAUUGAUUAUUGGUGUUAACAAUAGAAACUUGACCACAUUUGAUGUAGAUUUAAACACCACUAGUUCAUUAGUUGAUACUGCAAAAAGCUCUCCAAGAAAGGGUGAAGUUUUAGUAUUGGCAUUAUCCGGAAUCACCACUGUUGAAGACGUCAAGAAAUACAAGUACGAAGAUAAUGUCGAUGGUUUCUUAAUUGGUGAAAGUUUAAUGAGAGCUGAAGAAAAGGGUAAAGCUGGUGAAUUCUUACAUGAUUUAUGUAAUUGUUAA
Molecule: messenger RNA, 1533 nt
Organism: Spathaspora passalidarum NRRL Y-27907
Lineage: Eukaryota; Fungi; Ascomycota; Pichiomycetes; Serinales; Debaryomycetaceae
Gene: TRP3
Product: bifunctional anthranilate synthase/indole-3-glycerol-phosphate synthase
Exons: 1
Coding region: 1-1533 (510 amino acids)
Biological process (GO): L-tryptophan biosynthetic process
Cellular component (GO): cytosol
Molecular function (GO): indole-3-glycerol-phosphate synthase activity
Source: RefSeq, a predicted model, not a curated record